AUGAACCUCUUCAGCGCCGCUGACUUUUACAUUAGGCGGAUCACCAAUUGUCCCUCGAAAGGUGCGCGAAAUGCGGGUCCAGAGACCCGUAUUAAGACCCUACUGUUGGAUAAGCACACCACGGGAACCAUAUCGAUGUGCACCACGCAAACAGCCUUGCUAGAACAUGAAAUAUAUCUCAUAGACACAUUGGAAAACGAAACCAGAGAUACAAUGCGCCAUCUGAAAUGUUUGGUGUAUGCGAAACCUACAGAUGAAACAAUCGAACUGCUGGCCAAAGAGCUUGCAAAUCCGAAAUAUGGCGAAUACCAGAUUUUUUUCAACAACACGGUCACCAAGACGCAGCUCGAGCGACUUGCGGAGUGUGACGAGCUUGAAGUUGUCAACAAAGUGGAAGAGAUUUUUCAGGACUACCAGAUUCUGAAUGACGACCUGUUUUCCCUCGACUUACCGGCGUUCGAAUUGUUCUCCAAUGAAUUGGUUUGGGACCCCUCCGGUCUUCAAAAAGCUACUCAGGGCCUAAUAUCUCUAUUGCUUUCGCUGAAACUCAAGCCCCAAAUACGUUAUGAGGCUGGAAGUAGAUUAGCACACAAGCUAGCUCAAGAAGUUCAGCACAGCAUGCGACAAAACGAGAGAAACUUGUUCGAUUUCCCACCGAUAGAUGCUCCGCCGUUGCUCUUGAUUAUGGAUCGGCAUCGCGAUCCUUUGACCCCACUGUUGCAGCCUUGGACCUACCAAUCGAUGAUAAACGAGUACUUGGGUAUCAAGCGGAACGUCGUCGACCUGUCUGCAGUGCCAGAAGCUGAUUCCACUAUGGAGCAAGUUGUUCUUUCUUCCAAACAAGACAGCUUCUUUCACGAGACUAUGUACCUCAAUUUCGGUGAGUUGGGCGACAAGGUGAAGCAGUAUGUCUCCAGUUAUAAAGAGAAGACACACACCACCAGUCAGAUAAACACAAUUGAAGAUAUCAAGCAAUUUAUAGGAAAGUAUCCGGAAUUCCGAAACUUGUCCGGCAACGUUUCAAAACAUAUGGCUAUUGUAGGAGAACUCGAUCGUCAGCUGCAACAGAAACACAUCUGGGAGGUAAGUGAGCUAGAACAAAAUAUUUCUUCUCACCCUGGUGAUUCGCGAAACUACGAAGAAUUGAUGAAACUAUUAGCUGAUCCCAAUGUUGACCAUUACUACAAAUUGAAACUGGCCUGCAUUUAUUCUUUGAAGAAUGCCGGAGGUGCUCAUGCAUCUGAAAUCUCGAAAUCCCUUUCGCUUCAAAUGAGCCCAGAGGACGUAAACUUCUUUCAUCACUUCAGCAGCCUAUUUAAGAAUCAAGCAAAUCCAUCCACAUCGGGUAGAGAAAGAGAAGAUCUGAUCAGCGAGUUGGCUAAAAAAUUCAAUCAAAAAGGACAGCCAAAAGCCGAUAAUGUCUAUAUGCAGCAUAUUCCUGAGCUGUUCGCUUUCCUCAACGACCUGUCCAAGAAUAAAAUCCCAGACGAGAAAUUCCCAUAUCUUGAGAAUCCUCGAAGCAAAUCUCCUACUCAGGAUGUCAUUGUCUUCUUCGUUGGUGGAGCUACAUUUGAGGAGGCGCGGAUUCUCCACCAAUUCAACAAGACAAUGAACAAAGAAAACGACGGAAAAAUAAGGGCUAUACUGGGCGGUACAAGUAUUGUGAAUACGCGCGAAUUUAUGAACUAUUGUAAAGCCUCUGGCAGAAAGAGUACAGAACUAUCUGAUCUUUUAUAG
Molecule: messenger RNA, 1737 nt
Organism: Lachancea meyersii CBS 8951
Lineage: Eukaryota; Fungi; Ascomycota; Saccharomycetes; Saccharomycetales; Saccharomycetaceae
Source: the annotation of a GenBank genome assembly